Strongylus vulgaris is the source of this 231-nucleotide messenger RNA. NCBI's taxonomy places the organism in Eukaryota, Metazoa, Nematoda, Chromadorea, Rhabditida, Strongylidae. The record is from the annotation of a GenBank genome assembly.
GUGCGAAUCCCCAUGCAAUGGCGACGUUUGUGUUGUGUGGAAAUGGCGAACAAAGUCGGAGCUUUUGGUAAAGCAGGUAGCUUCUAUGAAGUUGAAGUAAUUAUGAUGAUGAUAGUAAAUUACCCUGUAAAUAGGCAUCAGGUGCGAAUCCCCAUGCAAUGGCGACGUUUGUGUUGUGUGGAAAUGGCGAACAAAGUCGGAGCUUUUGGUAAAGCAGGUAGCUUACUAUGA